AUGGCUCCUCUAAUAUUGGGCUACUGGGACUUUCGAGGCCGGGCCCAGGCCAUACGAAAUCUACUGGCCUACGUGGGCGUUGAGUACGAAGACAAGAGGUACAGCCACGGCCAAGGAGCGGUGCCAUCUCGCGACGAGUGGUUGGCGGUGAAGUACAAGCUGGGCCUGGACUUCCCCAACCUGCCGUAUCUUAUCGACGGCGAGGUGCGCAUGUCACAAAGCUUGGCCAUUCUGCGUUACCUGGGCCGUAAGCAUGGCCUGGUACCCAAGGACGAGGAGGUCGAGCGACGGGUCGAUAUGCUCGAACUUCAGAUCAUGGACGUGGCGACGCAGAUAUCUACCCUCUGCUACGACCGGGACUACAACGACGACAAGCGGCGCAAGUUCCUGGAUGACGUGGCUGAAAUCCUUCGCCAGGUCGAGGUGUACUUGACCAAAUACGGGCCUUUCGCUGCGGGCCGCAGAGUCACUUACGUUGACUUCCUACUCUAUGAGGCCCUCGAGGUUAUCAGGAUGCUCGGCCCAAAAUCAUUCCCUACGAACUACGCUCUUCUGGUCAAAUACUGCGAGAUGGUCGCUGCCUUGCCCGGGCUCAAAGAAUACCUGGCCUCGGACCGAUUCAAGGCCUGGCCAAUAUGCGCCCCCUCUGGAAAUGCGUUGGGGGCGCGGCAAACGCCUCCCACUGAUGGCUGA
Molecule: messenger RNA, 693 nt
Organism: Rhipicephalus sanguineus (brown dog tick)
Lineage: Eukaryota; Metazoa; Arthropoda; Arachnida; Ixodida; Ixodidae
Product: glutathione S-transferase Mu 2
Exons: 4
Coding region: 1-693 (230 amino acids)
Biological process (GO): glutathione metabolic process
Molecular function (GO): glutathione transferase activity
Source: RefSeq, a predicted model, not a curated record